AUGAAGACCAUCGGUGCCUUGGCGACUGCCUUGGCCGCGACGGCGGUAUCUGCUGAAACGACGCCAGCGAAGAUAGAGGAGAGGGCUAGCAAGCUACCAUCCAUCACAACGAAGGGCAAUGCCUUCUUCAAUGGCAACGACCGAUUCUAUCUCCGCGGCGUCGACUACCAACCGGGCGGAUCGAGCGAAGCAGAAGACCCCCUCGCUGACCCUUCAAUCUGCAACCGCGACAUUCCAUACUUCAAACAGCUAGGACUGAACACCAUCCGGGUCUACACGGUGGACAACAGCAAGAAUCACGAUGAGUGCAUGAACGCACUGGCGCAGGCGGGCAUCUACCUCGUUCUCGAUGUCAACACGCCCGACUACUCGCUCAACCGCGACGACCCCGGCACCUCGUACAACCCAACAUACCUCCAGAGUAUUUUCUCGACCAUCGAUGCCUUCGCUUCGUAUUCCAACACACUCGCUUUCUUCAGCGGCAACGAGGUCCUCAACGCGCCUAACACGACGAACACGGCACCGUAUGUCAAGGCGGUGACGCGGGAUAUGAAGCAGUACAUUGCCGAGCGCGGAUACAGGUCCAUCCCAGUCGGUUACUCAGCAGCAGAUGUGUCGGAGAACCAGUACAUUAUGGCACAGUACAUGGACUGCGGCUCUACUCCCGAGCGCAGCGACUUCUACGCCAUCAACAACUACGAAUGGUGCGAUCCGUCGAGCUUCGAGGAGUCUGGGUGGAGCGCGCUUGUGGACCAAUACCAGAACUACAGCAUUCCGCUUUUCUUCUCCGAGUAUGGCUGCAUCGAUCCCGGUCCACGCACGUUUGCGGAGGUUAAGGGCCUUCUGCAGCCUGACAUGACUGGCGUAUUUUCUGGCGGUCUGAUCUACGAAUACUCCAACGAAGGCAACGGCUACGGCAUCGUCAACAUCAACGGCAACAAAGUCUCCUUCGUCGGCGACCAAUUCUCUGACUUCAAGUCCGAAAUGUCCUCCACCUCCGCCCCAAGCGGCAACGGCGGCUACAGCUCCAACAACCCGCAGCAGGAGUGCCCAGGCCAGAGCGAGAACUGGGACACCAAGCCCUUCACCGGCUCUGCCCUCCCUGCGAUCCCCUCCGGUGCGGAGAAGUACUUCAAGAACGGCGCCGGCAAGGGCCCUGGUCUUAGUGGUGAUGGCUCGCAGAACGCGCCUGGCGGCAGCUCGCAGACUGCUUCUGCCAAUGCUGGACAGCCCACGCAGACUUACGGCAGCGGUAGUGGAUCUGGCUCUGGCUCAUCGUCUUCGGGAAGCGCAUCGAGCAGUGGAGCUGCUGUCGGUGUUGUGGUACCUCCGAUGAACGUCCUGCCGCUUGCGGUGAUGGGUACGGUUGUCGCACUUAGCUUUGCCUUUGGCAUGGCGAGCUUGUAG
This is a messenger RNA of Saxophila tyrrhenica, 1407 nucleotides long. RefSeq names its product 1,3-beta-glucanosyltransferase. The transcript has 3 exons. Gene Ontology annotation, cellular component: plasma membrane. Gene Ontology annotation, biological process: fungal-type cell wall (1->3)-beta-D-glucan biosynthetic process; fungal-type cell wall organization. Gene Ontology annotation, molecular function: 1,3-beta-glucanosyltransferase activity. Lineage: Eukaryota; Fungi; Ascomycota; Dothideomycetes; Mycosphaerellales; Extremaceae. The record is from RefSeq and is a predicted model, not a curated record. Bases 1 to 1407 code for a protein of 468 amino acids.